Messenger RNA from Aspergillus homomorphus CBS 101889, 975 nucleotides. RefSeq names its product type 1 serine/threonine-protein phosphatase catalytic subunit GLC7 (gene glcA). Gene Ontology annotation, molecular function: protein serine/threonine phosphatase activity. The transcript is spliced from 4 exons. Bases 1 to 975 code for a protein of 324 amino acids. NCBI's taxonomy places the organism in Eukaryota, Fungi, Ascomycota, Eurotiomycetes, Eurotiales, Aspergillaceae. Gene Ontology annotation, cellular component: nucleus; cytoplasm. The record is from RefSeq and is a predicted model, not a curated record.
AUGGCCGAUCAAGAAGUGGAUUUGGACUCGAUUAUCGAUAGAUUGCUGGAGGUGAGGGGUAGCCGGCCUGGCAAGCAAGUCCAGCUUUUGGAAUCCGAGAUCCGUUAUCUGUGCACCAAGGCGAGAGAGAUUUUCAUCUCCCAGCCCAUACUGCUGGAAUUGGAGGCACCAAUCAAGAUCUGCGGUGAUAUUCACGGCCAAUACUACGACCUCCUGCGUCUUUUCGAAUACGGUGGCUUCCCCCCUGAGGCCAAUUACCUUUUCCUAGGAGAUUAUGUCGAUCGUGGCAAGCAGUCCUUGGAGACCAUCUGCUUGCUCCUGGCCUACAAGAUCAAGUACCCCGAGAACUUCUUCGUCCUGCGUGGCAACCACGAGUGUGCCUCGAUCAACCGUAUCUACGGUUUCUACGACGAAUGCAAGCGGAGGUACAACAUCAAGUUGUGGAAGACUUUCACCGAUUGCUUCAACUGCUUGCCCAUUGCCGCCAUUAUCGAUGAGAAGAUUUUCACUAUGCACGGAGGUUUGAGUCCUGACUUGAACUCGAUGGAACAGAUUCGUCGCGUUAUGCGUCCUACUGAUAUCCCCGACUGCGGUCUGUUGUGUGACCUCCUGUGGUCCGAUCCCGAUAAGGACAUCACCGGCUGGAGCGAGAACGACCGUGGUGUCUCAUUCACGUUCGGUCCGGACGUUGUAUCGCGGUUCCUUCAGAAGCACGAUAUGGACUUGAUAUGCCGUGCGCACCAAGUCGUUGAGGAUGGAUAUGAGUUUUUCUCUAAGAGACAACUCGUCACAUUGUUCAGUGCGCCCAACUACUGCGGCGAGUUCGACAAUGCUGGUGCAAUGAUGAGCGUCGACGAAAGUCUACUAUGCUCUUUCCAGAUCCUAAAACCAGCCGAGAAGAAACAAAAGUACGUUUACGGGGGCAUGAGCUCAGGCAGGCCCAUCACUCCUCCGCGAAAGCAAAAGAAGAAGUAA